This is a messenger RNA of Salvelinus namaycush (lake trout), 5106 nucleotides long. It is a transcript of the gene armc5, whose product is annotated as armadillo repeat containing 5. Lineage: Eukaryota; Metazoa; Chordata; Actinopteri; Salmoniformes; Salmonidae. The coding region runs from base 395 to 4468 and encodes 1357 amino acids. The record is from RefSeq and is a predicted model, not a curated record. Gene Ontology annotation, molecular function: protein binding. Gene Ontology annotation, cellular component: cytosol. Gene Ontology annotation, biological process: anatomical structure morphogenesis. The transcript is spliced from 8 exons.
GGCGCCUCCUGUUUAUCGUCCAGCUAAAUGAUGGCGUUAGCGGCUAGCUAAAAACGAUUCUUCUUCGUUUGAUUGAAUUAAUUAUGUCGGUGGGAAUAAUUAGUCAUUGCAAAUACUUUAUUACUCUUGAGAUGGGACUAAAAACAUAGCUUAUAGCACUUGUGUUCGCACCAUAACGCACCGUGAUUGUUUGUUGGGCCUUCUCGCAUACAGAGGCCUGUUUUUUUUUUAGGGAGUGGACGAGAGGUUUACAAACUUCAACUCCCAGCAGCAUUGCUGAGAAGUGGGGUCAAAGGUACCCCUGUCAUCAUCCAUGUCGUCACUUUCUAUCUGAAGUGACUUGUUAGUAAGGAUAAGCAGAAGAGCAGGUGGGUUGGAGACAAUUAGUGGCAUCAUGGCGUCAAAGUCAGUGCCAGGGAUCCAGAAACAUGGGACCUGUUUAGGCAACCCCAGAGAAGUGUCCUCAGCCUCCCCAGAGACCUCUCUGACCUGGUGCCUGUCACAGCUCUCUAAACCUGGGAGAGCAGCAGCCGAGGACCACAAGCCAGGCACUGCAGGGCCGGACACCAGUGGACACAGACAGCUGGACAAGAGGGUCAAAGCUGGGCAGUGGCGAGCACUGGUGGCCAUCCGCACACAGCACAUUAAAGGAGGAAGCAGUGGGAUAGCUCGAUUCCGAGGCCAGGGUGGACUGCGCACUCUCCUGGACCUGCUAAAGCACCCUGAGUGUUCCAGGAAGACUCUGGAUCUGGUUCUCAGCAUCCUGGCUAACUGCUGCACUGAGAGACAGACACGAGUUGAGGUUAGGAAGCUUCAUGGAAUAUCUAUUGUGGGCAAGAAAUGUAAGUUUGCUCUUCCUUUCUUAGUGGGUAUUUUGAAGAAGAAUGUAGCCAUGGAGACGAUCCAGAACAGAGCUGCCCGGGCCUUGGGGAACUUGGCCAUGGACCCAGAGAGUUCCACACUUAUCCACUCUGCCGGUGGUGUUCCACUCCUGCUCCUCUGCGUCUCUCUCGCAUCCGCCCCAUCCCCUCCCUCUGAUGACCCACUGGAAGCCCCUUCCUCUAAACUAGAGUGUGCUCAGUCGGCUGUCCGUGCCCUCCUCUACCUUGCAGACACCCCCUCAAACCGCCUUUUACUGCUCACCCAGGGUACUCUGACUGCUCUCGCUCCGCUCAUUGCUCCAGAGUACCCUCUGGGGCUGAGGAGAGCAGCACUCCGGACCCUCCAUGAGCUCACCAGGAGCUGUGGUGUAGAGUGUGCUAGAGAGGUGUCCCGAUCUGGGGUUCUAGCUCAGCUAGGUGUCAUGGCUUCGGGAGAGGCCGCUAAACCGUUUGAGGAGCUUGCGUUGAAAACCCUGGCCAACAUGUGCACUCAAGGCUGCUUACGUCCUCUGGUGGGUUCCCUGGGGGUAAUCCAGAAGUUUACAGAGGAGGUCAAGAAGGACGGCCUGAAGUCUGGAGUGUUCCUCAAGGCUCUCUGCUUAUGCUGCAAAGAGGCAGUGAACCGGGCCAAAGUGAAGGAGAGCGGCGGUCUGGAGGUGUUGAUUGGCUUCCUUGGUGUCCAUCGGAGCCACCCCCUCGACCGAUUGGUCAUUCUGGCUUGUGUUGACUUUGUCUAUGACGAAGCUGCCCUGGAACAGUUACAAGAAUUGGGAAUAGUCCCCUUGCUAGUUGCUCGGUUAGUGGAGCUGGCUAAAGGUGAGGAGCCAUCUGCUGGGAAGAUGGAUGUGAGCCUCACCUCUACCAUGUUUGCUUCAGAGCUGCUGUCUACGUCAUGUUUCGACUCAUUUGACUUCCCUCCCCCAGAGGGGAACAGGAAAGAGGAGAUGGGGAAGGAGCAUGUCCUUGGGUCAUCCAGCUUUCUUAGCCUGAGGUCCUGGUUGGUGUCUGAGGGGUUGAUCUCCUCUGAGGGGGAUCUUCUUGACUCUCCUGGAGGCACGGAGGGAGAUUGGGGGAGUCUUCAUAUCCCCUCUUCUUCUCCCCAAACCUCUUCCACUAACUGUCAUUCCCCUUUAAAAUGCUUAUCUCCUACCCGCUCACUACCUUCCUCCACUCCCUUAUCCGCACCCAAAUCUCGGAGUCAAUCCACCCCCUCUACCUCAACGAGUUCUCCAGCUCAGGUCCACAUGUCAUAUCCCUCAAAAACUGCUGAUCUGUCUCCCUGUGUCCCUCUGCCCUCCUCUACCUCCACCCCCCAAGCCCAGCCCAGCUCCUCUACCUCCACCCCCCAAGCCCAGCCCAGCUCCUCUACCUCCACCCCCCAAGCCCAGCCCAGCUCCUCUACCUCCAACCCCCGAGCCCAGCCCAGCUCCUCUACCUCCACCCCCCGAGCCCAGCCCGGCUCCUCUACCUCUUCUCUCCCUUCCCCCACUAUCCCACCCCUCACUUCCGUCUCCCCAUCCAAGUUCUCCUCCCCUCCACGGAAAUGGCCACGUGUCCCCUCAACCACCCGCUCCAGUGUGGUGCCCCUCGACACCCCUCCCACAGUGUCCCGACCCCAGGCCUACCACCACCCCUACCACCCUGAGCCUUGGGCCCCAGAGUCUCCCAUCCUGCUGCUGCUCUCACGCUUCUCUCACGCCACGGACCCCAGCGCUGCUCUGGUCAACUCAGGCAUCAUCUCUGGCCUACUGUUCUACCUCAGCCAGCAUCAGGACCCCAGCGGCAGGUGCUUCCGCAUGCUGUGCCGGCUGAGCUGCAACCCCAACUGUCUGCAGGCGCUGGUCAGGACUGGCUCAGUGGCUCUGAUCCGCCACCACCUGGUCCAGAGAGGGAGUGACCCUGAGAGUUGGGGAGCUGGAGAGAGGCAGACUGAUAGGGUCAAGGCCAAAGUGAAACAGCUUGGUCUUGCUCUGCUUAGUAAUCUACGCGUUCAGUGUGAGUCUGGAUUUGGUUCUGGAGUCCUGAGCCAUGUAAUGCUGUCAGGCUCAGAGUCAGACAAGCUGAACUGUGCCCUGUCUCUACCACUAAUAAAUGGUAACAAGGCUCUCUUGAAGAAACUUCUUCUCGACAACGGUGGUCUACUCUUGGCUCUGGAGCCCCUUGGAUGUAAUGAGGACGAGGAAGAGGAAGACCAUCACACCAGUGAAUGCCGACGACUCCUCUCAGAUUGUCUCAACUCACCGCAACAUGUCUCCGCCCCCCAGCUCCACUCUCUAUAUUUCUCCCUGCUGAUUGGAUGCCUCUCUAGUCUGAUGGGUUGCCCCAAAACAGUACUGGCUAAAAGAAGGUGCAGGGUACUCAGUCCUAUCAAACCCCUGUCAGUCUCACAAACCGGUAAAGCUUCACCCCCUCCCUUAAAAAAGCCUCGUCUGGUCAAUAUCUGUCCUUACAAUGACUCAACCUUUGACCUCCUCUUCCUGCUGGACGAUGGGAGCCAGGUGUCAGCCAAUAGGGAAGCAGUGGCUGGGGCGGAGGGAACCGAGGUGGUGGGGUCAGAGUACUUCAGGGCCCUGUUGAGGGGGGGCUUUGGAGAAGCUCAAGGGAGAACUGGGGAGGCCAUCCCCAUCAGGGAUGUGAGCCAAGGCAUGCUGCUACCUGUACUGCACUAUCUGCAUGGCUGUCGCCUGAACAAGGACGGAGAGACUGCAGAGGAACAGGGGGAUGAGAUGGAGAGAGAAGGCAGAGGAGAGUGUCAGAUUUUGGGAUCCUUGGCCUCUGAAGGACUGGGUGUCUGGAGAGAUGGGGCAGAAGAACCCUCACCAGAGGCACAGGGCUUCCAGAAGACCCCCCUAGCUGAGACGAUGAUGGGGGCCUGUAGGUUUUUGGUGACAGAGUUGCAGAGGGAGGUGGAGGAUCUGUGUGUGUCUUUGCUGUCCUGCUCUGCCAAGAAUGCUGGUCGAAUUGCAGACGUUGGCAAAAAGCCUCCAUCUAACAUGGACCAAUAUGGGUCAGAGGGAGAGUCUGCUGAUGAGAGCCUGGCAAACCGCACAUCUGGACUAGAGUUGAGUGGUUCUGAGGGCCAGACAGACUCCUUGGCCCCCACAGUGACAGCAGGCCAGGCUGAGUCACUACAUGGCUCUGGACUCCAACCCUGUCAGCAGACAGAGGGUAGACGGCACUCUGCCCCUGGACCAGGCCAGAAGGGCAAUAGUGGACCAAAGACAACCUCAGGACUGGAGACUUGUGUCAAUCCACUGAAAUCAAGUUCUGCCUCAAAGUGCUGCAAAAGACGUUUUAAACUGCGGAGUGUUUCAAACACACAGAAGGUUGCGGAUUCUGUACAGGACUCUAAAGUUGGUCCUGGGAGAUGGACCCUCCUACCACAGGUGUAUUGGUUUUCCCAGCGGUACAGCUAUCCUGGACUGGGCAGGGCCUGCCUGUCCCUACUACUGGGCUCUCAGGGCUCCUCCCAGCCCCGCCCUUCUUCCCUGGCUGCAGACUGCCUGCGCAGACUGGCCAGAGAGGCAGACUGUACAGAGACUCUGAAACGUGACCUAGUGAGUCUGGCCACCAUGGCACUGAGCUGAGAGGGGGAGGGCUAGGAGGAAAGAGGGGUGUUGGUUGGUGAUGGAGGUGAAGAGAGGAUCAAAUAGGAGAUUAUUAGGGAUGGUAUGAGAUCAUGUGAUUGUCUCUCCAAUGACACUGAAGUUAACGUUUGUCAUUGUGAAAAUGUAUUUUAUUUUCAAAAGUCUUUACAACAUGAUUAGCCUUCCUUCCUUGUGAAUAUCUGUCUUCGUCUCACAACAAAUAACCUUUAUAUUCCAAUAUUGGUGUUUACAAAGUAAUUGAAGUUUGAAUUAUUUUCUUCAGAAUAGUACAUUUAUAUUUAAAGAAGUCAUGGGGCAAUGUAAAGGGAUGGGUUCUCAGACAAUGAAUCAUGAGGAAAUCAAUUUUAUCUCAUGGUGCACUGUAAAUUAAGUUGUAAUAUGCUAAAUACUUUUGUUGCAUGUAAUGGUAACUUUUUUUUAUAUUUUCAGUUUGAUUUUGAAAUAUACACAGAUGUCCUGUAUUGACUUGGAUGAGUCUAAUAAUCAGGGUGGGACUGGGUGUUGUAUAUGCUGUAAAUAAAGAGAACUUUAAGAGGAGCUGCAAGGUGAAGAUAACAGACAUCAGCUUUCACUCAUGUGAAUCCACGCUUCUCAAUAAAGCUGUUUACAUGUCUUUC